UUCCUGAAACAGAGUUAGCUAAAACUGUUCGCUGGUGUAUCAACUAAACUAAAAGAGCUGAUUUUUUUUCCCACCUCAGCAGCUCCUCAGUUUAUCUGUUCAGAAAAUAGAUAUUCUGCAGCUUUCCGACACCAGAAAACAAGUUAUUUCAGUCGUGCCCCCGUAGAUUUAUCGUAAAACACGGACAACAACUUACCGACAGGAGCAGAUUUUACUUCUGAGGUCAUUUCUUCGACUAAACAACCAGCAGAAUGUCAGAGGUGACAGCCAGUACGUCAAGCUACAUUUGGACUUUGCAGGAUGUCCUCGGGCAAGGAGCUACAGCCAGUGUCUUCAAGGCUCGCAACAAGAGGACGGGUGAGCUUGUAGCUGUGAAGGUUUUUAACGCAGUGAGCUACAACCGCCCCUAUGAGGUCCAGAUGAGAGAGUUUGAGAUGCUCCGGAAACUCAGUCACAGCAACAUUGUUAAACUGUACGCCGUAGAAGAGCUUCUUUCUAAACAGAAAGUGCUGGUGAUGGAAUAUUGUUCAGGAGGCAACUUGCUCAGCUUACUGGAGGAACCAGAAAAUGCUUUUGGCUUGCCUGAAAAAGAGUUCUUUACACUUCUGCAGUGUGUAGUGCAGGGAAUGAACCACCUGCGUGAAAAUGGAGUGGUACACCGUGACAUUAAGCCAGGAAAUAUCAUGCGUCAGGUUGGAGAUGACGGCAAAUCUGUUUAUAAACUGACGGAUUUUGGAGCAGCAAGAGAGCUGGAGGAUGAUGAGAAGUUUAUAUCUAUUUAUGGAACUGAAGAGUAUCUGCAUCCAGACAUGUAUGAACGUGCAGUGCUGCGUAAGCCCCACCAGAAGACUUACGGCGUGAGUGUAGACCUGUGGAGUAUUGGUGUCACAUUUUACCAUGCAGCCACCGGCAGCCUUCCAUUCACACCAUACGGGGGACCCCGAAAGAACAAAACCACUAUGUACAAAAUAACUGCAGAGAAACCCAUGGGAGCAAUCGCAGGAAUACAAAAGACAGAAGAUGGACCUAUUGAGUGGAGCUACCACCUACCCCAUAGCUGCCAACUGUCACAGGGUCUAAAGCUGCAUUUGGUUCCAGUGCUUGCAGGCAUACUGGAGGCUGACCAGGAUAGAUGCUGGGGAUUUGACCAGUUUUUCACAGCGACCACAGACAUACUGCAGCGGGAACCGGUUCAUGUGUUCUCUUUGCAACAGGCGGUGGUGCACUCUGUCUACAUCCACCACUACAGCACGGUUUCUGUCUUCUUUGAAGAUGUCAUGUCUCAGACUGGUAUCGGAGUAGAGCAGCAACAUUUACUGUACCUGGGUCAUGAUCUUCUCCUGGAGGGAAACAUGAAGGUGGCUAACCUGCCUCCUACGUCACCUUCCCAGCCUCUAAUCCUGCUCAGCUAUGGGACUGAAACAAACUCUAGCCUGCCCUUCAGAGAACCAGAGACACCUCCCAUCCCAUCCAGGUUUGACAUUAUGGCAGACUAUAACUUUUCUAAGGUCAUAGUUGGAGUGGUCCAUCAGUAUCUGAGGACAGUGCAGUUAAUGUACAGACAUCGAGAGCUGCUACUGCAAGGAUACUACAGCUACAUGAUGAAAUUGCAAAAGGAGUGUGGAGAAGCCAAUUACAGUAUUUCAAAGAUCAUCAUUAGGCUGCAGUCGUGCCUCACCUUAGAGCACAGGCUUCACACACUAUGUCAUUCCACUUCCGAAAACUCAAGUUCAGUUGAUAUCACUCAAAAGCUGCACUCGGUCCGUGAGCACCUGCCUAUAUACGCUGCUGGCAUCCAGGAGUUUCAGAACCGACUGGAGCUUCUGCAAAUAGAACAGGCCAAACUAGCAGAGAUUCUGGCCAGUGACAAGAGCUGUCAGAAGAUGGCUGUGUUGCUGCAAAAGAUAACAACCAUUCAUCAGCAUUAUCGUAAAGACAGACUCACUGGGAAACUAAUGUACAACGAUGAACAAAUCCACAAGUUUGAGAAAAUCCACCUGUCAUCCCAUAUUAAGCGAGUGAAAUCUCUGUUCAGAGAGGACUGCAUGCAGAGAUAUAAAGAGCUUCUGGCCUCCACAAGAACAUGGAGCAGUCUUUUGUUGGAGAUGCAGACCCGACUGGAGGAUUUCAGUUCUUUCUCUGUCGGCUUGUUGGCAGACCUGGAAAUAAGCGAGCAGUGCCAGAAUAAGGAUUUGGAUAGAAUCUUGAUCAGUCUGCAGUCCAGGAACGCAGGUCAGCAGCCUCUAACCACACCCAGAGACAAGGACCAAAUGGUCUCCAGGAUGCAUCAUCUAAAGGAGGAGAUGGAGAUUUUGGUCAGAGAACUUCAGUGUAACAACAGUGUUAUAGAAAGAUGGGGUGCACUGAACUCUGCAGUAUCUCUGGAUCCCAGUUUGACCAGACCAUCAACACUUAGAAAAGUGUAACAUCUUUGGUUCUUCAUUGACAAAUUUGCACAUUUUGGGCAUGUGCAUGCUCAAAGACAUUCACAGUGCUACUGACCUGGGGCCUUAUUUAUAAACAGGGUGCACACACAAAAACUAUGCAUACACCUUUUUCUGCAUGUGAACUGGAAUCUAUAGCAGGAGAAUAUGUGGUGGGAAUGUGCAUGCACACCUCAUUUGUCCAUCCAUCCAUUUUCUACACCUCCUUACCCCAAUUAAGAGUCACAGGGGCCUGGACCCUAACCCAGCAGUUAUAGAGCGUGAGGCGGGAUACACCCUGGAUAGGACGCCGGUCUGUCACAGGGGCACAUACAGACAAACAAACACAUUCACACUCACCCGCACUGCUGUGGUCAAUUUGAAGUUUCCACUCCACCUAACCUGCAUGUCUUUAGAUGUGGUAGGAAGCCUGAACACCCAGAGGGAACCCAUGCAGACAUGGGGAGAACAUGCAAACUCCACACAGAAAAGCAGGAAGUGAUCCCACAGCCUUCUUGCUGUGAGGCACCAGUGCUAACCACUAAGUCACCGUGCCUCCUACCUAAAGAAUUAGACAAAGUGUGGCCACAUUUGUUUAGAACAAGCCCUCUGAUAUGGUAAAGUAGAAAUGAAAAAUAAGAUGACAGAAUGCAAAGCAGCCAGUGCCACAGACAUUACCUUUCUUAUCAUGAUUAGAUGUAUUUAGUUAGCAUCUAACUAAAAGUGCAUUUUAGCAGCAAAUCAUGUCAUCAUGUCUUUUAUUAAUAUAACUAACAUUAGAGUAUACAGUGUAAUAUAAAAGUAGAUAUAUACAUAUGCACAUGGAAAGCUGCUCAUGCAGAAUGCUGAAUAUUUUGUGUAUUCAGCAGCAAUGUAGCGGCCAAGUGCUUUGUGUGUUUGCUUCCAAAGCAGAAAGUUCCUGAUUCAAGACCAUCCAUACGCAUCCUCCAUGUGAUGUGGAGUUGCUUCAGGAAGGAAAUCUGGUGUAAAACGUAUGCCAAAUCAACAAGCAGAUCUUAUCGAAUCAGCUGUGGUGACCCUGAGAGGGGAAAAGGGAGAAGACAAAAGAACUUACUUCAACAGAGGACGAAGCUGUUCCAUUACCUACCAAUAACAUAUUAUUUAUUUUCGUCCAUCACACCCUUUGUCACUACAAUAACUCAACACUUCCAGGUGUAGCUUUCAUAUUGGAUGCACAUGUUCUUCUAAUCGAAAUCUUGGCUGAGUUUGCACGUAAGCAGUGUGGCACCCUGGUGACCUAUUUAAAAAUAGGUCAUGGUCAAAACCUUGCCAUUGCUUGUUAAUACUGUAUAUUUAUUUGGUAGAUGUGACUGCUAUAAAUGUCAUGCAUGAGUUGAUGAGCAUGCUAACUUUUUCUAGUCAGUGGCUUUUCUUUUGUUUGUGAUUCUGCAAGAGACCUCCACCUCUCCAGUGACUGUCUCAAAUUCACUGAAAUACUGCUUGUCCUGCUCUCCUUUGUUUAUUUUUGUUUUGGGUUUUUUUUUGGGGGGGGGGGGGGGGGUUACUGUUCUCUGUGAGCUGUGUGAGGAAAUGGCUCUGGCUUUACAGCAACCUUGGAAGAGAAGACAUAAGUUCUAAGGAGGUCCUCAGACCUGUUGGUUCUUGUGCACAGCUCUGGAUUCCAUAGUGUCAAGCAGAUGAGAGUCUACCACUCCCCCUUGAUGGUACGCCAGCCUGACACAGGUUACUUCCACAGGCCAGUACCCAUUUACAGCUGAGUGGACUGAGAUAGUGUACAGUAGAUUGAGAGUUUGUCCAAGGACAUAGACUGUUAUUUGAGCCUAGGUCUAUACAUGUUGUCAGGCCAGCUCCUUAUUCACACAGCCCCCUGCUCUCUACAGCACCAGAGAGACAGGUUUUAUUGCAAAUGCUGACUUGAGGGAAUGUUUACAUCCACUCAUGGCUGAAGAUUGGAGUGGACAACAGAUUGUACAGUGUCCCUAGUAGAUUUAUAAAGGAGAAUCGUAUGUACACAUGGAUUUACAAUGCUGGUGAAAAGAAUGCAGAUGCACCGUUCAGCCUUUGUGAAUACACAGUUUGAGUGGUAAAUCUGCACUGAGUUUUAUGCAUGAUGCCCCUGCUGUCUGCAGGACAACUGUAUAUAUCUUGAGAACCACUUCAGUUUAACUGCUGUACACUAGCAGUUUUUAGAUAAUUAUUGGAUCUUCUUUGAAGAACUCCUGUCUUAUUCUGCUGUGUGUGUGGAGAAAGCCGCUGAAGAUGAUAAACAGAAUGCGAGUCAUAAUUUAGAGAUAAGAUGCAUAGAAUGGGGGAGAAGGAAAUGCAGUUGAGUGUUUAGUUGGUUUGUCAGUGCCUGCAUGUACCUCUUUGUCUGGACUGGCAGUUCAAUACAAACUUCAUUCAUGCUUUUGGCAUUAUUGUACCAUUAUGAUAAAGUAAAAUUAAUGUCAAGUCAA
Molecule: messenger RNA, 4861 nt
Organism: Thalassophryne amazonica
Lineage: Eukaryota; Metazoa; Chordata; Actinopteri; Batrachoidiformes; Batrachoididae
Gene: ikbke
Product: inhibitor of nuclear factor kappa B kinase subunit epsilon
Exons: 21
Coding region: 252-2426 (724 amino acids)
Biological process (GO): peptidyl-serine phosphorylation
Cellular component (GO): cytoplasm
Molecular function (GO): ATP binding; protein serine/threonine kinase activity
Source: RefSeq, a predicted model, not a curated record